AUGAUCUUCAAUAACUACGAUAGAAACACGUUUCUGUUGAAGGAGACGUCAAAUGAGCCACGUGCUCUCUACAAACUGCCCAAUAACUACCGAGUCAUCCUCGAAGUCGAGCUGAACAGACGCAUCCAAAGAAUAUCCGGAUCAAAGGGCGAGAAGAUCCUCAUAGGCGGAACCAAUGGCGUUGGGAAGACCAAGUUUUUCGUCUACUUGUUGAACGACUACAAGUCGCAGGUGUUUCUUGAGAAUCUCGAUUCGGAAAUCACGGCCACGAUAUUUCUGACUUACGACGAGUUCUAUUCCGUGAUCUCGUACUUGGAGCAGGAUCCACUGAUUCUGAAUGGAACUGUCUUAGACAACCUGUUUCUGCCUCUGUCUGAGAAGAUGCGUGUCCUUGAGGUAGUUGCUAAGUACGAUAGGCUGAAUGAAAUUCUUUCUGAUCACAUCAGGAGCAAUAGGGUGUUCACGAACAACAGGGUUGAUUACGACACGAAGAGUGCAAUCAGCCUGUUACGAGCACUCUACCUGGCAGAAAAUAGGGAAAUACUCCUCUUUGAUGAUCCAGAUGAAAUUUAUUUGGAUGAAAUAUUCCGAGUCAAUAAGGACAAGUGCAUUCUGAUAACAGGCCACUACUCCAAGGAGGCUGAAUCCAAGUUCAACAGGGUUGUGAGAAUCACGGCACCAAACAGCGUAGAAUCAAGCACGGAAGACCAAAGUGGGGUCUAA
This is a messenger RNA of Enterospora canceri, 723 nucleotides long. Lineage: Eukaryota; Fungi; Microsporidia; Enterocytozoonidae. The record is from the annotation of a GenBank genome assembly.